AUGGCGCAUCUUUGUCCUGUAAAAGCUCUUGCCGAAUGGAUGGAUGUAUCAAAAAUCUAUUAUGGUUACUUGUUUCAAAAGAUGGACAAAAGGGACCACCCAAUUUUGGCAAAGAGUUCACCCAUGACCGCUGAAGUUUUCCUGGAGCUCUUUUGCAACAACCUUUUUGAUAUUGACAUAUCACCAUAUGCCUAUGGUACACACUCUUUCCACCUUCGUUGGUCUCUUUGGCAGAUAUGCGAAUGGGGAGGGUGGAGCACAGAAUUCACUCACUUGACAAUUUUUUUCAAGCUUGAUCGUGAGCCUACACUCAAGUGUUGGACGUGUGGUCAGUCAUGCCCAUGUGCAUAG
Desarmillaria tabescens is the source of this 351-nucleotide messenger RNA. RefSeq lists its product as uncharacterized. The record is from RefSeq and is a predicted model, not a curated record. NCBI's taxonomy places the organism in Eukaryota, Fungi, Basidiomycota, Agaricomycetes, Agaricales, Physalacriaceae. Gene Ontology annotation, molecular function: DNA binding. The coding region runs from base 1 to 351 and encodes 116 amino acids. Gene Ontology annotation, biological process: DNA integration; DNA recombination. The transcript has 4 exons.